Molecule: messenger RNA, 1680 nt
Organism: Stegodyphus dumicola
Lineage: Eukaryota; Metazoa; Arthropoda; Arachnida; Araneae; Eresidae
Gene: Cad86C
Product: Cadherin 86C
Biological process (GO): multicellular organism development; adherens junction organization; homophilic cell-cell adhesion
Cellular component (GO): plasma membrane; adherens junction; catenin complex
Molecular function (GO): calcium ion binding; beta-catenin binding; cadherin binding
Source: RefSeq, a predicted model, not a curated record
GAACAUUGACAUCGCAAGUAUUCCUUACUGAAAGUUGUGUGUUUGAACAUGGGAUGUUUUUCUCUAAUAAUCGAGUGUUGUCACCGAUACAAGUUCAGAGUAUUGGAACAGCGUAAAGACACGCAAGAUGCAAGAAGCGAGAGCUGAGGAAGAAGCCGAAGAAAUGAAGAAACGUAGGCGCGUGGCCUGAAUAUGAUCCUGAGCUUUUCAAUUCUCCUCAUGGCUUUGUUCACAACGGCUGCAGGAGUUGCCCCAACCAUUGACCUCUCCCAUAAUAUGAGGAUUCUCAAAUUACCAAUGGACACAAAAAUUGGUUCAGUCAUCUAUCGCCUAAGAGGAUCUGAUCCCGAUAACGAUGUCCUGACUUUCGGAGUCCGUGGUGACGUCGGAAAUCAACUGCUUGACAUCCGAUCCGUCACAGAAACCCGAGCCAAUGUCUUCCUCAAAUCUGCACCCACAGAAAAAGAAUACAAGCUCACAAUUUAUGUCACAGAUGGAACACAGACAACUGAAGUGGAAUCCAGCAUCAUCAUCACCAACGCUACUAAUCAGAAAUCACCAUUCUUAGAGUACGAAUCCCUCAUUACGGUUUCAGAACUGACGGAGGAGAAGGAGGUCAUAGGGAAUGUGGUGGUGAGGAAGAGGAACAGCAGCAGUCUACCUGUCCUCUUCGAGUUGGAGGGAUCGGACAACUUCGCCAUACGCUACUUGAUCAGCCCCCUUAGGGAGGCAACCAAAGGAGAGAUUUUCUUGCUGCAGAAACUCGACUACGAGAAGAAGAAUCUCUUCACCCUCGAUGUCUACGCUCUGAAUCCUUGGACGGACGAAGAAGUAGAUACGAGAAAUGUCGCCGUGCUGACAAUUCUGGUAGCCGUGGAGGAUGCUCAAGACAACCCUCCUGUCUUCCAUCCGUUGCCUCCUGUCAUCAGAGUCUCGGACAGCUUAUCUCUGGGAGCUAAUGUUACUAAAAUAACCGCUGAAGACGGUGACUAUGGAAAUCAGAGAAAUGUCACUUACAGCUUUGUGCCAGGUUCUCAAGGGGUCACAUAUUUCAAUAUCCACUCAAGGACAGGUAUGAUAACCCUCGCCUCUUCCAUCGAACUGCUAAGAGAAGCUUAUUCUACAUCAGGACCCUUUGUGUUAUCUAUAAAGGCUACAGAAGUAGAAACAGAAUUAAUACCUGGCCCUCCUGAGAGUUCUGAAGCCACGCUAGCCGUUGUGUUGGUCAACACAGAAAACAGACCUCCAAGGUUUACGAGCAAACGAUACGUGGCCACGGUGGAAGAAAACAGUCCCAGUUUGACUUCUGUGACUUGGGAAGGCCCUGAAAUUCCCAAAGUCUUCGACGACGAUCAAGGAAAGAAUGGCAGUUUCGAGCUUUUUCUAGAAGGCGACGGAGGUGCCUUCAGCGUUCAGCCAGGACGAGGCAUGAAUGAGUUAAAUUUUGCUGUUUUGGUUAAAGAUCCGCUUCAGCUGGACUACGAGACAUCCGACACCAAGUAUAUCGAGUUCCGGAUUGUAGCCAGAGAAACAGCUUCUGUCAGACCACUGUCUGCAACGGCUGAGAUACGGGUUAAAUUGCUCGACGCCAACGAUAACAUCCCUCAGUUCUCGCAUGAUGUAUACAACGUCACGCUGCCGGAGGACGCUCCUCCUGGAACAACGCUAACGAAGAUACAA